AUGGGCCUUGGACGCCUUUUCAAGGAUCUGACCGAGAUACCUUCAAAGCUUCACGUAACUCCAUUGUCUCGAAACAAAAAUCGAAAUAAAAAUCAUGAAGAAACAAACUUUGCACCAAGCGAUAUUGAACCACCACUAUCACCCAAAAUAACACCUCUCCCCGGGAAACGUGGACACAAUCCUAUGACUGAACAGCCAGUCAGCCAUCGUGCAACAAUCACCGGAACGAACACCCGAAGCUACCUCCCAACAACGUACAUGAACCUGGACAGAGAAACCACCGUUCACUUGAAAACAAAAGAGAUCUGCGCCGUGGAUUUCGAUUAUUGGUUCAACCAAUUAAAUCAUUUUUCAAAGUAUCACAACACUGAGGGUACAGGCACUAGCUUUGUUUACCCCUCAGGUUUCAGCGAUAGCUCUGUCAGUUUUUCCAACGACAUCUUGGAGGAAGCAACUACAUCCUUCGGAAACCUCCUAAUCAAAGAUUCUGGUGCUCAGGGUUGGAUAGGGCACGCAUUGUCUCGUCAUGGACCUGGAACAAUCGAAAGGUGCCUUGAAAAUGCACAGUUGAAAUACUCGGAUAAACUUUACUACAACGCAAGAAGACUUCAAAUGAGUUUGCUUUAUUCAUCUUCGAUAGUAGACGAUAUGUACUACCGCUUCGAGACAAUGAUUGGUGUUAUGUGGCUCAUGAGAAACUUCCGCUAUAAGAUUGCUCAAAUAUUCAUUGCCAAUGCUCGCACACGAUCUGAGGAACCAAAAAUCAAGCCUUGCUGCUUUCAAGAACUCGGCAGAAAACUCUUGUUGGUCAUGAGAUCGGGGCCACUUGACGAACAAUCGGCUGGCAUAACGGAAUCCGUGGAUCAUAAUGGAUAUGCCGACAAAAGCCAUCUUGCAAAUCCUGAUGUCAUUAAAGAUUAUCUCGUCUCUGAGAUACGUUUCAAGGAUAUGGUUGCUGAUUUACGACGGCGCUUCUUCUACGAUGGUCAAUCUCAGAUGCAAAACAUAGACCGUGUAGUUUGUCGUGGGCUGGCGAGCGAUUCGAGCAAUUGCCUAAGUUGUUCUGUCUCUGAGGGAUCUCCCGAUCCUUUCGAAUCGACUAAAGAGACUGACGGAGCUCGCUUCAAAUGCCAUCACCGUACAUCGUUCAGUGUCGACUGGGAUCCCUUAAAGUUCAUGGACUCUCAAUAUGGCUCGAUCAGAACCUUACUUGGAAAAGUAGUAACUCUGACUGGAUCUGCCAUUUGCGCUCAUGCAACCACUUGUCAGGACUACAUCCGGACCGUCUGGCCCUCGAGUGGACCAAUCCUGUUAGCCGCUUUAGAAGAGGCAUUAAAAAUGGCCAACAACAAGUCCGCACCCAAAACCCCGUACCAUGCAACUGUCCGACAAGAUGAUGUUGAAGUUUAUGUCAGGCUACCUUUGGAUUCCUCACCUGAUGGACUUCACCAUCGUAUGGUAACCGCUUGUGGAUCAAAAGCAAGACUCGUUGAGAUAGCUCAGCAAUUUUGCUGGCUCGGAGCAGCGCUAGGAGCUUCUGGACCAGAGGAACAAAUCCAUUAUGCCGAAAGUUCUAUCGCCUACUUUGAACGUUCUUCAGUGUUUGCUAUAUGGUUCGAUACAAAACCACUACGCCCGGAUGAAAACUGUUGCUGGCUGCCGUUGUUCGGAAACGCUGUCAUCGCAGCCGGAUUCCCAAUCCCUCCACGACAAGGUGAGAUAGGGUUGGAAGUAUCAGUAGAUACCAUUGCUGGCAUAUUGGGCAUCCAACAUGCUGUUGAGUACAAUGGUGGUGUUGUCAUGAAGGGGUUUUCCUCGCUCCUAGUUCCUGUCGCAAAGAACGAUAGGACUAUCCAGUGGCACCUCAUAACUAAUGAGAGCCCUGACAUACGCCUAUCAUAUCAAGAUGGUCUUCGUCGUUGUAAAGAUCGUCUUAUGAGAGAUGUGGUCGGAUUGGAUGCAAUACGCACCACUCGAGCUAUUGUUGGCUGGAUAAAUUUUACUGGUGCAACCUUGGGAUUCCAGCAAUUUGGAGUAGGACAAGCCGAUUUUGCCCUGGGAGCUAAGGAUGGCAAAUGCCACUUCCAGAGGAACGGGCCCUACAAGAACAUCAUCUCAGCGGCCGAGAAGACGCCUGUUGUCUUAUACGACACAUUUGAGCGAAGAGCUUGGCUUGUUCCCGCAGCAAAUGUCAUCCUCCAUCUUGCACAGCACCGGCAUUGGUUAGAACCAUAUGAGUUCCGUGGAAAGAGGGUCAAGCUCUUCUCAGCGACCACAUCUCACGGAUCUGCUCGUGAGAUCCUAUUACAAAAUGCCAAAAAUCAACUCUCAGAUGAUGAGGAAUAUACCUUCAAAGACUUAGUUCUGAACAUAUGGUCUUUGCUUGAGUUCCUUUUGGACCAAAACGUGCAAAGCGAUUGCACACGAGGGGCACCGAUCAGAGGCACCACUCGAGAUGUCAUUCAAGGUUUCGAAUUCAAAGCCAUUUCAGAGGAGCGAUCGCCAUUUCAUCGGAAGCACGCAUACAUCCAGAAGUCCAGCAGCGGUUGGACAAACCUUGUCAGAGAUAUUGAUGCUCUUGUACUCUUCGCCAGUGGGUUUGAGGACAUUAUCAGACCUACACCUGAAAUUCGAGGACUUUGCCACUACUGGCAAAGUGUGCCAAAGUCUCGAGACUAUCUUGCGGCCAGUGUCAAGUCACUGCAAGACCUCUACGAUGUUGCUGGCUGUCGUUUGAGUAAGGAGUUCUUGACAUAUACCCACUUGCAGUGGCAUCGAGGCAGCUCGAUCUUGUUCGAGCCUUGCAAAACCCCAAACUCGUACCGUUGCUCAUGCAACCGCUUGCAACAAAUAGUAGGCCCAGUCAGCGUUGGAAGGGUUGUUCCACCAGGGCUGCUACAGGAUGAAGGUGCAGUAAUCUUCGGACGGGACGGAAACCUUCUCUCUGAAUUGGCAUUAGCCCAACAGCCAUGCGAAACCACUCUAUACAGUCAGCCAAAUAUCAGCCUCGGACCGGGGGAAACUUUUGGCAUACCAGAAGAACCAGAAGAAGACCAAUGUACAGUUUCUGAUAGCGAGCCUUCGUCACCAGUGGCGGAAGGUAGUGAGGCUACUGCACCUCCUAGAGUAUCACUCGUACUGGAAAACUCUCCAGUUGGACUCGAGAGAACCUUUCCUGAUUGGGAACAAAGCAACUCUUCACAGAAUUGGAAUUCGACAUUCAAAGACGAAAGCACUUCCGUAAAUUCUGACAUUAACGAUCGGUAUGGUUCAGAGCUGUACGAGAAGGGAAAGUGUCCUGUCUAUAGGCUUCCUGAAACAGUCGACGACUCUACUACUGAGCAAGAACAUACGGAGACAAAAGAUAUGCAAUCGGCUGAUAAGACGGAGGAGCAUCAGCCGGGUAUAUUGCCUGAACCACCAGGAUUGUCACAGCCGACGGAAAGACUGUUUCCUCAAACACCAUCAGAUUGUUCCGAUACUUCCAGCGGGCCUGAAAAGGUUGGUUCUUUUGGGAAAAUGUCUGGGUUCAGGCUCUCCAUGACUGUAAAAGCAAUAAAAACUCGAAGUCCUGAGAAGAUGGUUGUGCGAUAG
Molecule: messenger RNA, 3594 nt
Organism: Aplosporella prunicola CBS 121167
Lineage: Eukaryota; Fungi; Ascomycota; Dothideomycetes; Botryosphaeriales; Aplosporellaceae
Exons: 4
Coding region: 1-3594 (1197 amino acids)
Source: RefSeq, a predicted model, not a curated record